AUGUUUUGCGGCGGUCCAGGAGCUGCUGGUUUGGUUCACUUCCGAUCACUCUCCGAUUUGAUCAUCAUGCUGUAUCCCAUGGCUCCUAUCUUGGCUUGCAAAUUGUGGUCACGUUUACAACUUGUCUGCCAAAUGCAGGCAGCUGGUCCAGCGCUAGAAGCACCUUCUGUUUUGGCCGAUAGUUCUUCCACAAUUGCGUCAUCUUCCGAUUAUUGGCCUUACGACUUGGUCUUUUUCACAUCUGCACUGACUUACUACCUUGUGUUCACCGUGUUUUAA
Messenger RNA from Dicrocoelium dendriticum, 279 nucleotides. NCBI's taxonomy places the organism in Eukaryota, Metazoa, Platyhelminthes, Trematoda, Plagiorchiida, Dicrocoeliidae. The record is from the annotation of a GenBank genome assembly.